CGUUGGAAAUCGUUCGUUCAAACCGAUCGUCCAUUUGUACCAGUACGCACAAGCAUCUCGUCGGCGCUUCUUGACAUGAGUCAGUUGAGUUCGUGAUCUCCGAUUGAUACGCGUUUUUCGCCUGAAUUCCCUCGAGAUUGAUUUUCCAUAUCUUGAUCAUUUUCAUUCUAUACGCACUCAAUGUUUCACAUCAGCCAGACUGAUUAAGUUAAGUAGUAAAAUAUACACAUACCGCACGCAACUCAGGAAUACAAAAAAUGUUGAACAAAUUGUUCAUAUGUUUUGGUCAUCACUAAAUCACACACAAAGAAUUUUUUUUUUCUCUUCUUUUCUAUUUUUCGUCGACGGUGUUGCGUUGUGUAUUUCGUGUGUGUGACUUGAAAGAUUUAUAAACUUGUUGGCUAUAAAUUUAAACUUUUAUUUUCCGUGCGAACAAGUGAACCGAAUAUUAAUUGGAUUAUAUGGUGCACGACGUGGUGCUGAUUGUGGGUUUGGCUUACAUGAAAACGCGCUUUGCGUAAGAUCGCACAACGGUGGAAUCCUAAACAUGAAUCAAAAUCGCCGAUAAAAAUAAACACCAAACCCAAUUGAAACAUACACAAAAAUUCUACCAAUUUUUCCAUCGUGUGUGUGUGAUUCGCCAUGUGUCAGUGAAUUUAUUAUUACUGUGCAUUGUAAAUACAAAGUAAAGAAAAAAAUAAAUCAAAAUCGAUCCAGAUUUUCUUGUGAACCAAAACGAAUUGUGUAUCAAAAGUUGUCGGAAUGAAAUGGGUUCGAAAGAGAAAAAAUGAUUAAAAUUCAAAAUGGUUUGCAUGGUGUUUGCAUGUGAAACGACGUGAAUUGCCAAAUCGAUGAUAUUGAACAGUGCGAUCGUGUGUUUUUGACAUGCUGUAGAGUCAAGUUGAUCUUGAACAGACACGGUUCAACUGCACUCUCUCACAUCACCCGAUAAACCGUCACGUCGAAUACAAUAGUUUUUCGUAAUUCAAUUGUUUCAUUCACUCCGUGUCUCUCUCGUAUCAUUGAUCCGUAUCAUUGACCAAAUUGAAAUUAAAAAUUCGCUUCGAUGGCGCCCAACACGGGUAAUUAUGUAGAAAAAAUUCCAAAACAACGUGGCCGCUGCACCAGCUGUUUAUGUAUGUCAUGGAAAGUGUUCACGUGUAUAUUUUCGCAUGUGAUGCUUAUCACAAUGGUAGUCGCGUAUUGUCUCAUGGGCUCGUAUUUAUUCGAACGGCUGGAAGCCGAUAAUGAGCGACAUAUGAAAAGUGAAGUGAAAUAUAUUCGAGGUAAUUUAUCACAACAUCUGUGGACGUUUACGCAAGACGAAAUAUAUCUACAUGAAAAGCAGUGGACCGAUCAUGCUUCAGAGAAAUUACUUGAAUUCGAAAAUAACAUACUUGAAACAAUGAAAACGGGCGGAUGGGACGGUGUUGAAAAUCCCGAACGAUUGCAGUGGACACGAAUGGGCGCAUUAUUCUAUUCCAUUAUUGUAAUUACAACGAUAGGGUACGGCCAUAUCUCGCCCAAGACUGAUGCUGGCAAAAUUUCAACCAUUUUCUACGCAAUCGUGGGCAUUCCGUUGAUGUUGCUGUGUUUAUCCAACAUUGGUGACAUAAUGGCGAGUUCGUUUAGGUUCAUUUAUUGGCGUGUUUGUUGUUUUGUGUGCACUCGCGAACCAAAACGACGGCCGCGUCGAUCAGAAUUCCAACGAUCAAUAUCGCACAAUCAAUCUGCACGCUUCUCGAACCGUGCUAGUAUGCGUCGAUCGGUGCGAAUAUCGCAACGCACAGCCGAUUCUGGUAUUGACUCAUAUUUCGAUCCGAGAAUGUCAAAAAUGUCACACGCAUAUUCAGAUACGGAUUUGAGAUAUGGCACAGAUGAUAUGGCGAUAAAACGGCCGUCAUACAAUAGAAGUCAACGUUUUAGUCGUCAUAGGAAUAGAGAUCGAUUGCGGCAAGAAAGACACACCGUGGAACGAGAACGAGUUGUUGAACGGUCACUAAGAAGAUCAUACAAUACGCAGUCACUGGAUCGACGCUCUCAUACUCGUGGUCAUAGUCAAAGAUCAGCUCGAGCGCAUUCGAUGUCCAGAUAUGAAAAUAAUAAUCAUCAUCAACAACCGAGAAUGGUACCCGAAGUCAAUGUGCGAGACUACACCAUGACGCUGCCAGCAUCGCGUGGACGUCAUCGAUCCAGAAUCAAUGAAAAGCGUUCUCAGUCAGUUGAUCCUCGUGCGUUGAGGGCAAAAAAUGAUGUGCCAAUUUUAUGUAAUAAAUACGCAAUCGACGACUUUAUACGAAGGGAAAGUUUAACCGAGCAACGGGAGCAUCAUGAGCAACGAAAUCACCGGGACGAUCGAGAACAUCGAUCACGGUCAAUGCAACCAUCACAAAGCAACCGUAAAAGUUUGUACUCACCAUCGAGAGAAGUGUCGCCCGAACCGAUUCCAAAGCGACUGCAACCAAAUGAACGUUCGCGUUAUUUAGCACCUCCCUUACCACCAGACAUGAUGCCCAGUGAAGAUGAAUGCAUUGAGCUCGAAGUUCCAAUGCGAAAGCCCAAGAAACGGGAAAGAAAAGAGACUUUGCCACCAUCGCCACGAAUUAUGUCACCAAUGGGCUUUGCCAUUCAUCGACAAGCACGACUCAUGGAAUCAUUCGACGAAGAGGCCGGCUAUGACGAUGACUGCAUCGAUUAUGUAUCGGACACUCCUGUGCGACCAGUGCCUAUUUGGUUAUGCGUAUUCCUUGUAAUCGGCUAUAUUAUCGCCGGAGCGUUUUACUUUACGCGAACGGAGAACUGGAGCUUCUUGGACUCGGCCUACUUUUGUUUCAUAACACUGACUACCAUAGGUUUUGGCGAUUUCGUUCCAGCUCAAGGGCUGAAUCAAUCGGCGCUAAGCGAGACACGUUCGUAUUCGUCGCAAAACACUAGUUUCAUCUUUGAUGUGAGCGAUCAAGAAAUCAAAAUUGCCGGUUGCUCUUUAUAUUUAUUGUUUGGUAUUUCAUUGCUGGCGAUGAGUUUCAAUUUGGUCCAAGAGGAGGUGAUAGCGAACGUUAAAAAUGUUGCACGUCAAUUGGGCAUACUCAAAGAAGAAGACACCGAUUACUGACCCAACUAGUCAUCUAUCUAGAAAUAACAAGGCUUUUCAAUUUGUCAACCGAUCGUGUUUGUGUUCGUUUCUGGCAUAGAUGUCGAAAGAAGAGACGUGUUUUUUUAAAAACGAACGGAUAUCGCGAAGAUUUAUGGCAUUUUAUGACAAUUUAUGUUUGAAUUAAGUAAACUAAUUUAUUUUUUGACGAAAUGAAAAUAUAUGAAUGAAUGAUGUGAAGUUAAUUUGGAAAGAGUUUGACGCUUUUUCAUCAGCCCAGUUCAAACAGGAGAAGAAACAAAAUGUUAAAGCAGCGAGUGUCAGUCAACACACGUAAAAAUAUCUAUAUUUAGCUACAAAUAUGAUGCAGGGAAUUUAUUACAAAAAAUGAAAUUUAGCAGCUAACAAACAUCACACACGUUUAAUUUAUUGGAUUUUCAAAUUAUAAACAACAUUUCCAUUGAGUUGGAGAAGAGAAAAAGGGUGUUUCAUUGAACGCGUGCAGAAUAUAAUAUUUCAACCGAUUUCAACCUAAAUUAACUUGUGCUCUGAUAGUGACUUAUUUAUAGAGUUGGGGUCAGCGCGAUGCGUAAAGAUUUGUUGAUUUUCUGUGGUUUCAAAGGCCAAUUAAUAAAUACCAUCAAAUGUUUUCAACGAAAUUGAAAUUUAUUUCAAUCACAAUUCUCUUUUUAUACCUCGUUUAUUAUAUCAAACUUUUUCGUUGAAUAAGAUUUUACAUCGACUUGAUGAGCAUCACAAUGGAAUACGUAGUCUUUAGAAUCUGUAAUGAAUCAUCAAAUGCAAGGGAAAAAAAAUCGUUCAAAGUGAAAAAAAGUUGAUCUUCAAUUGAAAUGAUGUGGAAUAUGAUUUUUUUUUUUCCUUCAAUUACCACCAGUAAUGUCGGCAAGCUCAAUUCAAACCGUAACACACCGACGGCAACGAUUUUCAUUUUACGUGCGCCGGUGGCCAUCAUCAUUUUCAACAUGGCGAAGCUGGUUUUUUGAUCAAACGCAUUGAAGUUGCUGCAGUAAAUACUGUGCUGGAUGCUAUCAAACUGUAGAAAAUUGGUUGUAAAAAUCAAUCAGAUAUGCCAAAUUAUGGUCGAAUUGAAUCAAAAUUAAAAGACAGGUGAACUACCGUAUAAAUAAUGUUAUUGCCAAAAUAACAGUAGAUGGCCAUUUCAGCCAGAAAUGCACUCAACCAAAAACAAGUCAUGUUAAACUCUGCCACGGUCAAUUCAUACUGAAAUAGAAGUUCUAGUUACGUUUUGUCUGAAAAAUAUGUGCAAAAUGUAUUUUCCGUACGGCGAUCAAAAGAAUCAGCGAAUUUGCGAAUACAAAAGCGGCUUGUACGACUUGAAGAAAGAUCAAAUCGUUGACUAGUGUGUUCAUCUCACGAACAAAGCUGUUAGCAAAGCAAAGCAAAGCAAAGCAAAGCAAUUGAUUGUAGCAACACAUUUAGCAAAGCAUUCAAUUUAAUUACCCAUCAAUUUUCAAGUGAAGCUCAAUCGAUUUACAAAUUUCUCGAUAAAACGAUUGUUUUUGGUGCGGUAUUUUGGUGUAAAAUUCAUUGUAUCCACUGGUGUAUCCCAAUCGGCUGACGCGUGAGCUUAACAGUGACAGAAAGAAAUUCACAGAAACGAAUGCAUCGAAUAAGUACAUAUUGACAGCAAUAUUGAUUCCGCCCGCAUAAACAACGUUGCCCAAUUGAUACAAGUAUGCCAAGCAAAAGCCGACAGUGGUUUGAUCAAUCUCAAAUGGCACAUACAUCUUGUAUGGCAAGUGUCUUUUUCGCUCCAACACCGGCGUUAAAUAGGCAUACAUAAGAUUGAUUGCGCCGAAUAUCGAAUAUGGAUUGAUAAUUUUUCGAAUAUGAAAAUUCAACACUUUUACGAAUCUGAAAGGUACAAAAUCAAUAAGCAAUACAUAAUCUCUAAUUUCACAUGAAGAAACAAAUCUUGUUUUUUUUUUUCACUCACUCAUCCUCGGUAUGAUUCUUUGCUUCGUAAUCAGGAUCGUCGAGUUUCGCCCAUAAGGCUGCCAGUUGUUUUCGUUUCCGGUAAAAUGUAAGGGCUUUGAAUGCUGCAUUCAAAUACGCGAAAAUCACAAACAAUAUUUGUAACGUUUCUUUGACCGAUGAAGAUAUCAAAAGAGACAAAGUGAAUAGUACAAAGCCCAAAUCGGUGAACAGUAACUGAUACACGAUCACAUGAAAUUUCAUAAAUAACUUUACAUCUUUCGACGCAUUUGCAAUUUCGAAUGUGCCGAAAAACUUGAACACUGUUUCAUGGAAAUCUAAAAGAUCCAAAGGACGACGUAUUUUCUGCACUGGUUGCGACAUGGUGAGAGCGAAUGGAAUUUAGUUUUAGCACUCUUUUGUUGAAUAUGUACCUUUGAACUUGCUUGAAACGGACUAAGAAUCACUUUGAUUCUUCGAAAUUUUGAACUAUAACUAUUUAUAACAGUCAAUUCCAAAAAGGUGUAAUCAAAGCAUUUAUUAUCACUUAAGGGCACGUUAGAGCGAUUUGCAUUUGUCAGUUAUUCAAUAUAAUAGUUGCCAUGCGUUUGAUAGGCUUUUUGUACAUUUCGGCUUUCAGUUCUCUACUUUUGUGGUAACAAAUCGAUUCAUAAUAAAGGGUUAUUAGUACGAAAUCCAAUUAUUCGUUUUAAUUUUCAUAUCCUCAAACGCGAGUCUCUUCAACAUUCAUUUCACAAGUCAAACUAAUUUGAUUUAAUGAUAGGUUUCGUUUGGUGAUGUUCGAUUUAAAAAAAAAAUGGGAUCAAUGCUUAGUCCAACAAAUUAAAACGUAGCUACCUGAUUUCCGAUGUUAAAAUCGAAUUAUGCAAAUUGCUCCGA
Messenger RNA from Sitodiplosis mosellana (orange wheat blossom midge), 5947 nucleotides. RefSeq lists its product as uncharacterized. Gene Ontology annotation, biological process: stabilization of membrane potential; potassium ion transmembrane transport. Bases 1067 to 3112 code for a protein of 681 amino acids. Gene Ontology annotation, molecular function: potassium ion leak channel activity. The record is from RefSeq and is a predicted model, not a curated record. The transcript has 10 exons. NCBI's taxonomy places the organism in Eukaryota, Metazoa, Arthropoda, Insecta, Diptera, Cecidomyiidae. Gene Ontology annotation, cellular component: membrane.